GCCAAUCCUUUGGUUAACUCUACCUACCCUACCACUUUGUUCAUCCCAUCACCAACAGAUAAUUUGAACCUAUUUCCAUAUUCCAAUCAGUUUAUUUUAAUCAGAUCUUAUCAGUUUAAAGUUAGGGUUUCUGAAAUAAUUACUUGAAAAUUAUUUAAAUGAGUUACACUUAUUUAUGACGUAUGCUAUAUUGAUGCAUCGGAUCCGAAUUCUACACUCAUUUUCCGUCGUCUUUUUGUACUGGUUUCACGAGCUUUCAUGAAUCUCCCUUAAUCAUUUCGUAUCCGUAUUUGAAAUCCUUAGAAUUUUUAUUCUUUGUUAUAAUUAUUAUUUGAUUAAAAUCAAUUUUGAAAACCCUAAAUUCUAAACAAAACUACAUAUUUUCCCCAAUUUACAUCUCAAUGGCAUCUCCGCAACGGAAACAGUCUCCAAACACCACAGGAUCAGACGGAGACACGAGGUACGCGAACCUUGAUGAAAGGAAAAGAAAGAGGAUGAUAUCCAACAGGGAAUCGGCUCGGAGGUCACGUGCAAAGAAGCAGCAACGUCUAGAUGAACUACUCGGUGAAAUCAGUCAGUUACAGAACGAUAACAACACGAUAAUGAGAAAAGUUGAUGGGGCAACCCAAAUGUUUGUUGGUGCAGAGUCUCAGAACAAUGUUUUGAGGGCUCAGCUUACGGAAUUGACUGACAGGUUGCAUUCUUUGAACUCGGUUUUGCAUAUUGCUCAAGAAGUUAGUGGUUUGACUAUGGAUAUUCCUGAGAUUCCUGAUACAUUGUUGGAACCGUGGAAGCUUCCUUGCUCGGUUCAGCCUAUCACAGCAUCAUCUUUCGAUAUGAAUAUGUUCUAGAGUAUCUGAUCAAGUCCCUGCCUAUCGUGUCGUGUCAGUGGGUCUGAGUUUGGUUAUAUGUAAUUGUGUUUCUGGUAGCUAUAAUAAUAAUAAUGCUAGUUAGGCAGGCUUGUUUCUGUGAUAUAUGGGAUCCGAAAGAAAAUGGUGUUUAGUAGUAUGUGAUUUUAUUAGGUUUGGAUUGCAAUAUAUAAUCUACUAUUUUUUGUGUA
Erigeron canadensis is the source of this 1060-nucleotide messenger RNA. Its product is annotated as bZIP transcription factor 53. Gene Ontology annotation, cellular component: nucleus. Gene Ontology annotation, biological process: positive regulation of DNA-templated transcription. The transcript has 2 exons. The coding region runs from base 402 to 851 and encodes 149 amino acids. The record is from RefSeq and is a predicted model, not a curated record. Lineage: Eukaryota; Viridiplantae; Streptophyta; Magnoliopsida; Asterales; Asteraceae. Gene Ontology annotation, molecular function: transcription cis-regulatory region binding; DNA-binding transcription factor activity.